AUGGCGGUGAGCAGAGGCUGCUCGGGCCUGUGGAGGACAUGCAGGGUGCUGUUCCCUGAACGCGGUAGCCCGUUCCUGGCUUCCGUCCGGGCUCAGAGCUCCGUCCGCGGGGAGCUGCUGCCGCGGACGUCGCUGUCGCGACCCCCGUGGCCGGAGCAGAGAGCCGUGGAGUCGGCGGAGGAGGAGCGGCGGCGUCACGCCGCGGUGGUGAGCACCGUGAACCGGCUCAUCCACGGCCGGGACUUCGGUCGCCUGUUCGCCGUGGUGCACUUCGCCGGGCGCCAGUGGAAAGUCACCGCCGAGGACUUGAUCCUGACCGAGAACCACGUCGACGCGGAGUGCGGGGACCGGAUCCGGAUGGAGAAGGUGCUGCUGGUGGGGGCGCAGGACUUCAGCCUGCUCGGCAGGCCUCUGCUGGGGAGGGACUUGGUCAGGGUCGAGGCCACCGUGAUCGAGAAGACGGACUCUUGGCCAAAGGUCAACAUGAAGUUCUGGAAAAGACACCGGUUCCAGCGCAAGAAGAUCAUCACCCAUCCGCAGACGGUGCUGAGGAUCAACAGCAUCGAGUUGGCUCCCAGACUCCUGUGA
Menidia menidia (Atlantic silverside) is the source of this 588-nucleotide messenger RNA. The record is from the annotation of a GenBank genome assembly. NCBI's taxonomy places the organism in Eukaryota, Metazoa, Chordata, Actinopteri, Atheriniformes, Atherinopsidae.